This is a messenger RNA of Dreissena polymorpha, 4570 nucleotides long. RefSeq lists its product as uncharacterized. The coding region runs from base 37 to 3492 and encodes 1151 amino acids. The record is from RefSeq and is a predicted model, not a curated record. NCBI's taxonomy places the organism in Eukaryota, Metazoa, Mollusca, Bivalvia, Myida, Dreissenidae. The transcript is spliced from 15 exons.
UAUGACGUCACAUUUGUGUUCAUUUUUAAUUUCAAAAUGGCGCCCAUGUUAAAGUUCUGUAUUUUUAUGUUCACACUUCAGACAGUAAUUUCAAAAGAUCCACUGAAUACUGACGUUGACAGACUCGCACAAGAUAGUAAUGAAAUUCAACACUUAAAAUAUGAAUUGCUGCAAUUGGAGAAGGCAAAACGUCGAAUCAAAGACGAGAUCGCAAUGGACAGACGAGACAUCAUGAACAUCAGAAACUCUCAAAGAAAUCCUUCUACUAAUUUGCAUCACAAACACGGCCAGUAUCAUCAGAAAAGAUUUCUGAAUACACCACAUGAGUUACAAAGAUAUCGUUCCAGAGAAAAUUCUUUUCGUAAGAGACAGGUUCAAUCUCGACGAAAAGAAAAUCAAUCUCGGCGAAAAGAAAAUUUUGGCAAAUAUUCACGAAAAGAAGCUUCGAACAGAGGGAAUUGCCUGGACGAGCAGUUUGAGAGCGAUGGCAAGUCGGUUCCUUGUUCAAUGAUGAUACUCAAUCUCCCCAAUAUGCCCCACUACCAAAAAAGACACCAGCUGUGCGCACUGCCCUCCACCAAGUGCUGUCAAACUUGCAUGAAAGUUGCACAGGAAUCACAGAGUACUCAACAGAAAGAUUCUGCACCCCGAGCUCAGAUUGCAACAGCUUCGAACAUAGGGAAUUGCCUGGACGAGCAGUUUGAGAGCGAUGGCAAGUCGGUUCCUUGUUCAAUGAUGAUACUCAAUCUCCCCAAUAUGCCCCACUACCAAAAAAGACACCAGCUGUGCGCACUGCCCUCCACCAAGUGUUGUCAAACUUGCAUGAAAGUUGCACAGGAAUCACAAAGUACUCAACAGAAAGAUUCUGCAUCCCAAGCUCAGAUUGCAACAGGUGAAAAACAGGAAUCACAGAGUACUCAACAGAAAGAUUCUGCAUCCCGAGCUCAGAUUGCAACAGAGUAUCCGCCAUUGGAUCUCAGCGAUUGUGAGGACCAAACCUUGGAUUUUAAUGAGCAUAUGUGGCCCUGCGAGUUUCUGAUCGAAAACGUUACUGGAAAGAACGCCUAUAAAAGGAGACACGAGCUCUGUAAUCAGCCCACAACCAAAUGCUGUAAUACAUGCAGGGUAAUCGAACAGAAACAUCGACUGAAACCACAGGCGGAAGAAAAGGAAAGUAGUACUGAAGCACAGACUGUGAUUCCGGAGCAGAAAGAUCCAUGUGCUGCAAAUCCAUGCAAAAAUGGGGGCAUUUGCAGAGCUGACAAACGCCGAAAAACCAAUGGAGGUUUCGAGUGCGCAUGCAAAGUCAACUACCGCGGGAAAUUAUGUCACCAAGAAAUGGAGAACUGCAACAAGUUACGUUGUCUGGCCAUCAAAGGAUGUGUAGUCGCCCCUUCUGGUUCUGUGUGCCUCUGCUCUGGAGCACUGAGCGGCCGGUUGUGCCAUGGCGAUAAGGAAUCGCAGCUUGUGAAAGUGAAAAUGAUAGUUUCGAAGCAUACAAUCAUACUAGGGGAGAUCACACUCGGCACCAUCGCUGUAAUCACCCUGCUCGUCUCCCUUUGUUUGUGUGUCCACUGUAAACGUGUCGACAAAAAGCGAACGAAAUUGCGCAAACAUUACAAGAAUGCGCUGGACGACGGUUACAUCCCGGAAGUGCCUCCGCCAGACUGGCUAACCGUCAGUAAUGACGUCAUUAAGACCUGUCUAUGCUGCUGCGCGGCAAAGUCGUCCCUCCCGAGCUCGUACAAACCUAGCAAGCGGAAGUCGCGAGAGAAACUGGCGGAUAAGGAAGGUAACGAAGAGGAAAUGACCUAUCUUUUGAAAUCCAACACUCGCGUCGACCUGAAGAGAGCGGGUAGAAGUCAUCCUGCGCCUCUGAAGCGCCCCUCGAUAUUCGGGUACAAUGAAAACGCCUACAUCGCGCAUCCCCAAUCGGUGCCUAUACGCCAACCCCGUUCCGAGGCUAGACACAUUUCUGAAAAAGACGCUAGGGGCGCUGAAUUUACGAAACUAGUUCAUGUAAAUCAAAAUGCCCGUACCGGAAGACAGAAAAGUGGUAUAAGUCGCUCCGGUGAAAAUGGUUUAAAGUUACCUGAUGGGGCAAUAGAUACAAAGGCAUCAAACAAUUACGCGAGCACUUUUAGGAGAGGUGAUAAUAUUUUGCGUAUAAGAGGUAACUCGGCAACGCAUAUACACAGGAAAGUGCGACUUGGUAACGUGGAUCGCAGGGGGAAAUUGGUCAAUCCUCACAUUGUUGAGGGUAAUAAGCAUCUAAGAUAUAUUGAGCCCGGAAAACGUUCCAUCAAUUACCGUCCCACGAAAAGGUCGACAUAUCGUGAUAAAGUUUCUAGCGACUCCUGUGCCGCUUCUUAUAUGUCGGAGGUGCCAUAUUUGAAUGCGUUUGAACUUGUACGAGAAAAUAUGAACAUGAAUAUGAACGAUGACAGAGUGUUCCAAAAGGAAAGCAGAUUGUGUUGCUAUAAGAACAGUGAAACCCUCAGCAGUAUAACUCAGGCAGCGUUGGUAGGAACAGAGAUGUUCGAAAAUCCAAAGAGAAAUAAGAAUGCAUUAAGUAAAGAAGCGACGCCGGUAAAAUCAACAAGUGAACCAAGUUACACCGAGAUGCGUGAAAAGGGAUUUAAAGACAACGUUGAUAUCACUAAUACAGAAAACUACGGAGAGUAUAAUGAUGCAGAACACGUUCCAAAUGUGAUGCCGAGAACUGAAGAAACUAACUUAAAUAUGAAUGAAAACUCCUUCAACGCUGGUUGCACUUAUCUGCAUUUCUCACAAAGCAAGUAUGUGCACGUCAGUGGAGUGGAUGAACAGUGCCAGAAGCUUCCAUUCAUAACUGGGGACACCCUCGGAGACAAGCAACAUCCGAUAACUGAUCCAAGUGCUGACUUGACUCGCUGCAGUGAAAACCUAAUCAAAAGCAAGCGGGAUAAAGGGCGCGGGGAUGGGGAGAAGCUAUUGUAUGAAAAACAAACACGGAAUAAAUUACAUGACGAUAGGCAAGCGCUGUCGUAUGAAAGACAAACAACUUUGAAAGAUAAUUCUGUGGUUUUGGAAGAAGCCUUGAGUGAUGACUUGACGUGCUUAAGUGAAACCCUUAUUGAAGGACAGCGGGAUAACGAGUACGACGAUAGACAAGCGCUGUCGUAUGAAAGAAAAGCAACUACGAAGGACGAGAUCGUUGCUUUGAAAGAAGGCGCGAGUGAUUACUUGACUCGCUUUAUUGGAAAGCGUAUUGAAAGAAAGCGGAAUACUGUAUGCGUUGAUAUGCCAGGGCAGUCGUAUGAAAGACAAAAAUCUAUGACAGAUGAUAUCGUGGCUUUGGACGAGGGCGUAAGUGAUGAAGAAUUAACGGGUAUAUGGAAGACGACAGUUACUGUCCCUGCUAGUGAAGAACGCGACGAGACAAUUGAUAACUCGGGAGAAAGCUUGAGUUCAGAAAGGAUGUCAGACGAAAACGAUUUGGGUGAAUUUUGAACUCGUUUUUGGAUAAUUACGUUUUCACAAACGCUUAUCACAUUCGGCGAUCAUAUUUUCGAAAAUUGUAUCGUAUCUUAACAGGGUUUAAUUCAAAUAUGAAAAGUGUUUACUUACGUUCGACAUUUCGAAAAUAAUGUUUGUUUCAUAACAUUCUUUGAAUUGACGUUGCAAUGUUUUUUUAAUAUUUUGUUCACACAAUUGAUAUUAUCGAAUGAAUGGUAUAAAAUCAUAUAAAUGUUAUGCCAGAAUUGGGAUAGUAGAUAAUUACAUGAUCCAACGAGAUACAAACUACCCCCAAAUGUUGCUUUAGAAAAGAUGAUAAUUAUCGUUGUUAAACAAUAACAGAAACAAAAUGUUAAAUUUUGACAGAUAAGUUCUGUAUAGCAAAACGUACUUGUAAGUACACGUCCGAAAAUGAACAAAUGAUUGAUGCAUACUUCGUUGUUUAUCGGCUCAUAAUCAACGGCCUGAUUUUCUGGUGUUUCAAUGAACUAAUAGCUCAUAAGUCUUCAUGUAUUAUUACUAUUUAUUUGCAGAUACACAAUGGAACAUCGAUUAAAAUAAUGCUACCAUGACGAACUGAUCCAUUAAAUUAGUUAAGGUGUAUCGACCUUAACCCAUUUAUGCCUAGUGGACUCUCCAAUCCUUCUAAAUUGGAUCAAUUUAUUUCCAAAAUUAGGGAUGUCUUGUACAUUUAUUUCUAUAUUUAGAAUAUUUCUCAGAACAAGUUUUGUUCGUCAUUAAUGAAUGUUUAUAAUGUUGAGCCUGUUAUUAUCUGUGAAACGUAAAUUGUUUUGAAAAAAAAUCAACAUUCAUGUUUGAUUUCACUAAUGUAUCAUUUUUAAUCGUGUACAAUCUAACACAUUGUUUAAGCGGAGCCCUUUCCUUUUUUACAAUCUUGAGAUUAUUGCUUGUUUUCUUAUCGGAGAACUCGUUUCGGUUCUUAGAAAAAAGGCUGCCACUUUCAAGCUUACAAUAUAGCCGCGCUAAAAUAAUUUAAGUUCAUGUCAAAAAGCAAGUGUUUCAAUUCUGUCUUGAGUAAAACCCAAUCUGUUUAAUAAAUACAUAUGCUCGA